CAGCUUACGUUCGUUGCUAGGCAGUAAUGACGCAACAGUGGAAUAACGGUGGGAAGCCGUGUUUUCUACGAUGUCCGUCCAGCGAUGUUCUAAGGACACAGUGAGGAUUCCGUCAGUUGGUUGGUGAGUGAGAGUUAGUGAGAUAACCGUCGGGAUUCACCCGCUGUAAGGUGCUACUGUGUGAAGCUGAUAGCUGACGCCAAGGAUAACGCUGAAAGCAGUUUGCGAGAAAGAGAAGACCUAGAGCGUUCUACAGGAAUUUGUGUAGUGUGAAGAACGAAAUUAGAAGACAUGCCCCAGAUAUAUUACCCACUUGCGAAUUACACUCCUACACUUGAACCCAUUAUGGAAGAGGAAGAAAAUGACGCCGAAGCAAACAAUGUCAUGGCUGUGAUUACCUCCACCUGCACGUCAGAUAGAUUUGGGUUGUCAACAUCAGAGCUGGAACAUGAGAGAACACCUCAAAAUACGCAUAAGAAAAAUAGGUCAGAUGAUGCAGUUCUACCUCAUAUUAAAUGGGAAUGUGGUGCUGAAGAUUUGGAACAUAGUACUAAGAAAUCUGAUUUCCUGAAAUGUAUCUCAUGGUAUCAGGCAGAAUAUGAUGAGUUGCAGGAAUUCACACGUAAUGAAAAGGAAGCGUAUGAGGAAUUCUUCAGUGAUCAGAUUUUGGAAGCAAAUAAAAAAAUUUAUGAACUUGAGGAUAAAAAUGAGCGUCUUGAAGCUAAACUAAACGAGUCAGAGGACAGAUGCAAGGAUAUUAUGAGCACAUUAAUGUUACUGGAUAAAUCAGGGACAUGUGAUGGUGAGUCAAAGAAGACUGAACUUCUAGAAAAGGAAUUGAAGCUGUUAAGGAUUAAAUUACUGGAAUCUGAAACAAGAAGGGAUGAUUCUGAAAUGAGAUGGGAAUUGACUGAGAGUAAUUUGAGAAAUCGAUGUGAUGAGUUAAAGCAAUGUUUGGAAGAAGCAAGGGCUGCAUGUUCCAAUACCGAGGAAGCGAAUGUAUGUCAUCAUUGUAAUGGGCAAGCUGAUAAUGAGAUCAGAUGUGAAGAAAAAAAUGAAGAUGGAUUCCCAGCUGAGGUUACAAAGCUAAAGCAAGAAAAUAUAAAACUGACUGAAGAUCUGAAUAAGACAAUUGUAAAAUUAAGAGAAACAGUUGAUGAACAAUCACUGUUACUAGAGCAUAUAUGCAAAAUGGAAAAUGAAAAAUUAAAACUCUCAGAAAGCUUGGAAACAACUUUUGAAGUAGUUCGCAAUCUUAAUUCUGAAAUUUCAAAGCUAAAGAAAGAAAAUUAUGAGAUGCACAAUAAAUAUGCAAUUAUUUCAAGAAGUUUGGAAGGAAAAUAUGAGGAAUCAGGAAAGCAAAUUUCUGAGAAUCCCAGACUGGAGAAAGAAAACAUUGCUUUGGGUGAUGAAAUUGCUAAUGUUCCAAAAAUGUUAGAGGAUACUAUUAUGGAAAUUACAGAGCUCCGUUUAAAAUAUUUAAGAUUGGAAGAAGAAAUAUGUUCUGUGAAGAAUGACAACCUGAAUCUUUCUAAUGUGUUGGAAGAAAAUAUUCUAAAAAUAAAACAUGACAUGAAAUCUGAAGUACUUUCAGAACUGAACAACAACAUCAUGAAAGAAAAUGCAAACAUCUUUACAGUAACUGGUGAAAAGCAUGAACUGGGAAAACGUAAGUUGGAAACUGAGAUGCUCUAUUCACAUGGGAUGCCAACUUCUGAAAGAGACCAGCAGGGAGAGAAACUACAAUCUGCACGCAAUGCUUCAUACAUGAAAAUUGCUCUGCAAGAAAAUCGCGAGCUAAAAUGUUUAAAAAGGAAGGUUGCUUGGCAGAGAAGAAUAUUAAACACAACUCGGGAAAGAGAGCUGAAAAUGAAGACUGAACUAGAACUAUGUAAGAACAGAAUUGUUCAGUUGGAAUCACAAACACAGAAUGAGAAUCACAUGCGUUAUAUAGCCUACUUGGAAUCAAUUGUUACUUCUUUGAAAAAUGAGAAUGUAAUUCUUCGAAUUCAUCUGGGUCGUGUCCAGAGGCAAAUGAAGAUUAUAGUUUCUAAAGCUAUGGUAAGAAACAGGCACAGCCAGUUGAGGCAUAAGCACGUGGCUGUCCAAACCUCCAUCAGCUUAAGUGAUUUUUGUCCUAUAACCAUGACAGUGCAGAAGGAUGGGAAAGAGUAGCACAUGAAUACGAUCUUCAGCAAAAAAUGUGUAUAUUAAUAAUACGAACGAAUAAUGUAUAUGUGUGUGUCCUUGUAACUAUGUUGUUUUUUACUUUUAUAAUUAUUUUUGUAACAAAAUAUACUGUAAAUUAAAUUUUUGUAAAACAUUGCUGGCCUUUGUCCUUGCAUGCAGUACUGUACUGGCACUUCAUUAGUAUGAUGUUACAUGGUACAAGAUAUUAAUAAAGUUAUAUUUUGGAGAUUUGGAGCUGGAGCUUCAAGAAUUUAACUGCUCUUGCUUUCAGUGGCUGUCCUCACUGAGGUCUUGCAAGGAAAUGCUGACCCAGAAAAUGUUCAGUAUAAUGAAAUGUUUACAUAUUGGCCUUCUGGGUUAUGGGGCU
Messenger RNA from Cryptotermes secundus, 2557 nucleotides. RefSeq names its product filamin-A-interacting protein 1-like. The transcript is spliced from 9 exons. The record is from RefSeq and is a predicted model, not a curated record. NCBI's taxonomy places the organism in Eukaryota, Metazoa, Arthropoda, Insecta, Blattodea, Kalotermitidae. Bases 292 to 2175 code for a protein of 627 amino acids.